Molecule: messenger RNA, 252 nt
Organism: Penicillium angulare
Lineage: Eukaryota; Fungi; Ascomycota; Eurotiomycetes; Eurotiales; Aspergillaceae
Gene: dph3
Product: CSL family zinc fnger-containing protein
Exons: 2
Coding region: 1-252 (83 amino acids)
Biological process (GO): protein histidyl modification to diphthamide
Molecular function (GO): metal ion binding
Source: RefSeq, a predicted model, not a curated record
AUGGCAGACGACUCGCUAUCUAUCUACGAUGAGAUCGAAAUCGAGGAUAUGACCUUCGACCCCGCCAUGCAGAUAUACCACUUUCCUUGCCCAUGUGGCGACCGCUUCGAAAUCGCCAUCGAUGAUCUUCGCGAUGGAGAGGAUAUUGGUGUCUGUCCGAGCUGUAGUCUGAUGAUUCGAGUUAUUUUUGAUCAGGCUGAUCUACCAAAGGCCGAAGACCCAUCCGCCAGCGCAGUCGCGGUGCAGGCGUAA